GCAAGGCAAGGAACAAGGAUUGUUUGGGUGACAUGUCGAGCGUCUCACAAAAUGACGGACUCCGCACAAAUUGAGGCAAUAGAGAAAGAAUACAAGGAAAUAGAGGAUUCUAGAGCUUGGAAUCAAGUGUAUCAGAGAAUACGAGAUGAAGGAACGUUUGACCUGUCAUGUACUGAGGCAAGAAAGUCUGUCAAUAGGAACUUGAAUCGGUACCGAGAUGUUCUGCCAUAUGACCGCACCAGAAUAGUUCUCACAGACACAAAUACUGACUACAUAAAUGCAUCUCUUGUAAAGGCAGAAUGUGUGAAUCGGUCAUAUGUUCUGGCACAGGGGCCUUUGUCUCACACAACUCCACAUUUCUGGCUUAUGAUAUGGCAGCAGAAAAUUAAGGGUGUUAUCAUGCUCAACAAAAUAAUAGAAAAGAAUCAGAUAAAAUGUCACCAGUACUGGCCUCUUGGAGAGAGUGAGGGAGGUGAAGACUCUAUUGUUUUCUCCACUGUAGGCCUCAAGGUGGAUCUCCUUAGUGUGUCACGGCAUACUCACUAUAACUAUAGUACUUUAAGGUUAACAAAAACAUCAUCAGGUGAAAAUCGCCUGAUCUUACAUUUUCACUACACAACCUGGCCAGAUUUUGGUGUUCCUCAAUCUCCUGAAGCAUUUUACAAGUUCCUAAAUGUUGUAAGAGCAAGUGGUGUGUUGGAACCUGAUGUUGGUCCAGCAGUGGUUCACUGCUCAGCAGGAAUUGGCAGAUCAGGAACUUUUUGUCUCGUGGACACCAUUCUUAUGAUGUUGAGCAAAGGCCUGUGUGGAUCUGGUCAGGGAAAGGUGGUGGAUGUGUUACUGAAUAUGAGACGGCAGCGCAUGGGCCUCAUCCAGACACAUGACCAGCUGAGGUUUUCAUAUCAAGCAAUUGUUUAUGGUGCACACAAGCUUGUUGAAGUAAAUGGAAAGGAUCCUUGUGAAGAAAGCAGCAGUGAGGAGCCGUCCUUGGCAGAUGAGUCACCUCCUCAGCCUCCACCUCGCACAGACUCCCUCACUCGCUCCAUGAUAGAAAGUCAGUUAACACAGGAACUUCAAGAUGGCACCGGCACAGACACAGCACCAGAAGAUGAUGAAGAGGACUUUGAUGAGGACAGCAGAGGAAGUGCUCCAGGAAGGCCAUUACCUGAACCUCCCCAAUCUGAUGGUUCUGGUCCUGAUACUUCUCUAUCUCCCACCCCUGACCAUAAUAAUGCCACAUAAGGGGGAGGCAGUGGCGGCUCGUGACUGUUACUGAUGGGGGGGCUGUCUCACAUUCAGACAAAUAAAAUCUUAAAUGCUUUUAUUGUUAUUGUUUAACAUACCAUUGAUUGAUAGAUUAUAAAGAUAGAGAGAUAAUUAUUUAAUUCUUUAGGUCUUAUCCUAACAGUAAAUGCUUGAUUUCCUUAGUGCUGGCUUAGGCUAUUUGAAAAGGAAGUCCAUUCUCCUGUUCCUGUUUUGUGCAAACAGAUCAAUAACUUUUUCUUAACUUCUUAACUUCACAUCCACAGAGCCAUGUUUUCCUUUGGUACCAAUCACAAUUAAAACUGCGAAUAUACUUCUUGUUGUGGCUUACUCCUUCUUGCACAAUUUUAAUGUCUGGUAAUGGGCGAUUGUUUUAAUUGCUACCUUCUCUUGAAGUGUUAACUGUGAAAAAUUGAGUUCUUUCAAUGCAGAAACCGUCUUUGCUUCUUGUGCCAUUUUGCAAAAUACUGCUAGGCCUACUUGGGAAAAGAAAAAAAAAUACUAUCUUAUGAGAUGUUUCUGUGAUUUUACACCAUCUAUGAUAAUCAAGAUUGAGCACAAACCAUCACUGAUCAAUAAUAUUUUAAAAUCAUCCCUGACAAAUUGAAAAACACGAUCAAAAACAAGACCGACACAAGAACAUUCACCUAACCACAACAACAGUCGAGACAAGACUGCGCUGGACGCAGUCCACACUCGCCAUUCCGCCCGGGAAGCCUCCCCCCCCAUUUCUCCCCGCUUUCGUAUCAUUAAAUAGUAAAUAAUUUCCGUACUUCCUCAUUGUUUUGCAGUAUUUUUUUUUCAUAUAAACAUAUGAGAAUUGGUGUUUUCAUGUGAAUGAUAGUCAAACAUAAAUAAAUUAACAUGAUUUUCGUGAAUCCUAGAAAUCCACUGGGGGGGGCUGCAGUCUUGCAGUCCCUAUUGACGAGCCGCCACUGGGGGGAGGGGAGGUGACAGGGAGGGAGGUUUGAGACAAGAGAAAAGAAAGGAGAGGAAAGGGAAAAAGGGAGGAAGGGAAAGGCAGCAGAUAGAUGUGCAGCAGGUCUUAUUGUAUUCUGAUUGAAUUUUUAUUAGAAUUUUAAUCCUCACAUGAAUGGCGAGUUUGUCUUGCCAGUUUUGGUUCUUUAUUCCAAUUAAAUUUUUAUCAGAAUUUCAGUGCUUGCUUGACUGGUGAGUUUGUGGUCUUUUUUGGUUCAUUAUUCUGAUUAAAUAUUUAUUAAAAUUUCUGUGCAUUAUUGCAGUUGUACAUUAUAACAACCAUGUAUUGCCGUGUACCCUACUGUAUAUUGUUUGGUGAAGAUAAACAGCAAUCUGAUGUAGUGCAAAUCUCUAAAGGGAAUGGAUGUAAAUGAAGUGACAAAAAGGAUACACAAGAAAAGGGUAAAUGCUGACUUGAAGAGGGUAAUUUUAUGCAAAAUGAGAGAAUUUUGGCAGUAUUUGAGAGAGAGAGAGAGAGAGAGAGAGAGAGAGAGAGAGAGAUUACCAAACAUAAAAGUGCAAUAGACAGUCACAUCCCAGUCCUGAGGAUCUGAUAUCUGAAUCUCAGCACUGAGUGUGAGCCCCCUCUUCAAAUCUUCCUUCUGUUUUCUAAAUAUCAGUGUGUCAUAUUCUUAAAGUUACACUCAGUAAUACAGUAUUUUCAGUUAGUAUUUUUUGGGUCCCCUAAAUGAAUAACUGGAGAAUUUGGUUCAAAAGAAAAAAAAUGACUGACAGUUUUUACAAUUUUACAAAAUACUCUUGCUUGGACAAAAAAAAAAUCAAUCUGAAGAGAAAUUGGUUACUAUGCAAAUGUAGUCUACUACAUGAUUAAUUAUUUUCAUACCUCAAAAAGCCCCAGGUUUCUUAGGUUUCUUGUAGAGGCUCAAAGUUUUUUGGGUUUUUUUCUCCCCAUCCCAUCCACUCCAUGUUUCAUCCUGUAUUAUUCCAUUAUGUAGUUGGAAAGUUGUUUUUUUCUCUUUUGUUGUGAUCUGGAAUCAUUUUUCUUUAACAAACAUCUGACAGACCAUUCUAGAUGUAUAUUCAACUACCAUUUGAUACUCAAUUGCACAAUCUCCUUCCACAAUACUUAGGCAACCACUUAAUUUCCAAAAUCAACCUUUCUUUCUUUGUAAUGUGCCCACCAUGCACCAGGUGUACAUGGUCUUAUAUAAUGAACCCAGUUUCUCAUUUCAUAUUGUAAACCUUCAAUGUUUAUAUUUCAUAUACACCAGGUAUUCAGUAUAUGCCAAUUCAAAAUAUGCAAAUUCUGUCAUAUGCAACUAACUUAAAAGUACUGAAUAUUCUCAAUGUGUGAGAAAAAUUCCCUAUUUAUGCGAGUAGUGGUGGUGGUGGUGCAACUGGUUGGUGAGGUAAGGUGGUUGACUCACACUAGAGAGCACUGGGUGCAAAUGUUUUCUCACGCUUUCUUCGCACCGCACACGGGCCACAGUUUCUAAUUUUUGUUUGUUUACAAUGUCUUCUCAUAUUAUAUUUUACAAUUUAUCUUUACUAAUGUGUUUUGCUGUUGCUUUAAUGCUUUAUUUUUUUGUAAAAGUGCUAGAAUAAAAACUUAGAGGGUUAAAAAAUGGGCCAUGGAACAUAACCCCCUAUAAUUAAUGGGAUGAUAGGUUCUAUAUAUGUGAAUUCUCAUUAUGUGAGCUUUUUGCAGAACAUAACCCUCACACAUAAUAAAUACCUGAUGUACCUAAUAAUUGAACUAAUAAGUAUUAUAUGUGGCAUUGAGUCCCAUUAGUUCUUUCCUAAUAUCCUCAUAUUUUGUUUCAUGCUCAUGCCAGAUGUUUGUUAUUACACAUACUACUACCCAUAAUUAUUAAUUAUUGCUAAUACCCUCAUCCUCACAGCAAACUUACACUAGUGUCUAACAGCUAGGAGAAAUAGGAAGAAAAGAGAAGAUUGAGUUACCCUUCUCAUCUUCUUCUAUUAAGACACUUUCUAUUGCUUGCUUCCCCAAAGCCUUUAUCUGCCUUCAUUCAUCUUUUUGCUCUUACGGGAGCUACACAUCCUUUUAGCAAAACUUGUUUUCACCAGCUGAAUUCUUUUUGUUUCUACCAAAAGCACUGUGCUUUCGAUUGUUAGUAUGACUGCAAACGUCGCAAGUGUUUGAGGUCCCUGCCAUCUGUGGAUGAAGAUCCACAUCUGGAACGUUUGUAAUGUUGGGAAGUUGUUUGUACUUUUGAUGCUCAUUGUAAUAGGUGUGUGGGUUUGUCACACGAGCAGUUUCAACUUUCUGUGGAUAAUGUGAAGGUCCAGUUUGAGUGUAGAAAAUAUUCUGCCUCAGGUAAGAAACAGAAGCAUGUUUCCUCUUCUGUUAGUGAUAUUGAUAAGAGAAUGUGUAAGAUGGAGGAGACUUUGGACCUUCUCUCCCAGACUUUGUUUUCUCUCCAGGGUUCUUCCUUCUCAGGAUUUCAGGUUACUACUUAGGGUGCAUUUAUUUCAGUUGAUUCCCAACCGGGAAUGAGCAGGGUUCUCCCACCUGCCUCAGGUGUGCCAUGUGGUCGACCUGAUGAUCCCAGCUGGGGUAUGGGCUGCAUCCCCAUACCCCAGGUGAUGGAUGCUGGUGAGUACUGGUUCAAAUUGGUGCCAGUGAAGGCUUUGGGGCCAAGUGGGUUCCCUCCUGAUUGUGGUACAGGCAAGGCAGUGCAUAGUGUUUAGGAGACUAUAAGCAUUGGUUAUGGUAGUGAGGUUGGCAGCAGCUACACAGCUCCCAUGCCUGGCAGCCCUCCCCCUACCAAGAAUACAGAGGUUGGCAUCACCCAUAAGGCUUCCAUGCCCAGCAGCCAGACUCCUAUCUGGGACAUAGAGGGAGGUGUCUGUCCCAAGGCUCCCAUGUCUGGCAGCCAGCCUCUUUUCCCUAACAGUGGGGUAGAGCAGUUAGUUUCCUCUCAUGGCAGCCACCCACUUGUUCAAGAUGUGUUGGUUGAUGUCAGCCAUAUGGCUCCCAUGCAAGGCGACCAGCCUGCUAUCCUAACCAGCAGUUUAGGCCAUUACCUACCAGCUCCUUGCCAGAUGGCUGUCUUCCUUCCCCCUGAUGAUGGGAACAGAGUGGAUGAGGAGGAAGUGCCUUCCACCCUGGGGACUGGUUUUCCUUUUUUGCACCUCAUAUGCAUUGUGAGGGAGUUCCUUCAUUUGCCUUAACUUGAGGCUCUGUUCUCCUCUCAGCUUACUUGUGUGGAGCAAACACAAGGAUCAGCUGUGACCAGUCCUCCACCUAUGACACUAUCAUGCUCGCUUAUGGCUCAAGCUGUGUGUGAGAAGGUCCAGAAUAGGUCACUUUGUGAGUCUAAACUUUCUUCAGCUACCUUUCAGUUGCCAAAGGACUAGUAUGGCAGAGCAAGAUCCUUCUAUCUGCCAGAGGGCGCCACUGUGGAGCCUCCUCCAGUUAAUGAAGAAUUAUGUGAAGCUUGGGUGGAGUCAUGUUGUCUCUAUUCCUUCUCAGCUGUUGGCUCAUAAUUUUUUUUUUCUUUUUUUUUAUGUAGGAGGGACACUGGCCAAGGGUAACAAAAAUACAAUAAAAAAAAAAAUGCCCACUGAAAUGCCAGUCCCAUAAAAGGGUACAAAGCAGUAGUCAAAAAUUGAAGAAUAAGUGACUUGAAACCUCCCUCUUGAAGGAAUUCAAGUCAUAGGAAGGUGGAAAUACACAAGCAUUCAGGGAGUUCCAGAGUUUACCAGAGAAAGGGAUGAAUGAUUGAGAAUACUGGUUAACUCUUGCAUUAGAGAGGUGGAAAGAAUAGGGAUGAGAGAGAGAAGAAAGUCUUGUGCAGUGAGGCCACGGGAGGAGGGGAGGCAUGCAGUUAGCAAGAUCAGAAGAGCAGUUAGCAUGAAAAUAGCAGUAGAAGAGAGCUAGAGAUGCAACAUUGCGACAAUGAGAGAGAGGCUGAAGACAGUCAGUUAGAGGAGAGAAGUUGAUGAGACAAAAAGCUUUUGAUUCCACCCUGUCUAGAAGAGCAGUAUGAGUGGAACCCCCCAAACAUGUGAAGCAUACUCCAUACAUGGAUGGAUAAGGCCCUUGUACAGAGUUAGCAGCUGAGGGAGUGAGAAAAACUGGCGGAGACAUCUCAGAACGCCUAACUUUAUAGAAGCUGUUUUAGCUAGAGAUGAGGUGUGAAGUUUCCAGUUCAGAUUAUAAGUAAAGGACAGACCGAGGAUGUUCAGUGUAGAAGAGGGGGACAGUUGAGUCAUUGAAGAAGAGGGGAUAGUUGUCUGGAAGGUUGUGUCAAGUUGAUAGAUGGAGGAAUUGAGUUUUUGAGGCAUUGGACAAUACCAAGUUUGCUCUGCCCCAAUCAGAAAUUUUAGAAAGAUCAGAAGUCAAGCAUUCUGUGGCUUCCCUGCGUGAAAUGUUUACUUCCUGAAGGGUUGAACGUCUAUGAACAGCCGUGGAAAAGUGCUGGGUGGUAUCAUCAUCGUAGGAGUGGAUAGGACAAGAAGUUUGGUUUAGAAUAUCAUUAGUGAAUAAUAAGAAGAGAGUGGAUAACAGGACAGAACCCUGAGGAACACCACUGUUAAUAGAUUUAGGAGAAGAACAGUGAUUGUCUAUCACAGCAACAAUAGAACAGUCAGAAAGGAAACUUGAGAUAAAGUUACAGAGAGAAAGAUAGAAGCCGUAGGAGGGUAGUUUGGAAAUCAAAGCUUUGUGCCAGACUCUAUCAAAAACUUUUGAUAUAUCCAAGGCAACAGCAAAAGUUUCACCAAAAUCUCUAAAAGAGGAUGACCAAGACUCUGUAAGGAAAGCCAGAAGAUCACCAGUAGAGCGGCCUUGAUGGAACCCAUACUGGCGAUCAGAUAGAAGGUUGUGAAGUGAUAAAUGUUUAAGAAUCUUCCUGUUGAGGAUAGAUUCAAAAACUUUAGAUAGGCAGGAAAUUAAAGCAAUAGGACGGUAGUUUGAGGAUUUAGAACAGUCACCCUUUUUUAGGAACAGGCUGAAUGUAGGCAAACUUGUAGCAAGAAGGAAAGGUAGUUGACAGACAGAGCUGAAAGAGUUUGACUAGGCAAGGUACAAGCACGGAGGCACAGUUUCGGAGAACAAUAGGAGGGACCCCAUCAGGUCCAUAAGCCUUCCAAGGGUUUAGGCCAGCAAGGGCAUGGAAAACAUCAUUGCGAAGAAUUUUAAUAGGUAGCAUGUAGUAAUCAGAGGGUGGAAGAGAGGGAGCAACAAGCCCAGAAUCAUCCAAGGUAGAGUUUUUAGCAAAGGUUUGAGUGAAGAGUUCAGCUUUAGAAAUAGAUGUGAUAGCAGUGGUGCCAUUUUUUUUUUUUUUUCUUUUUUUAUGUAGGAAGGACACUGGCCAAGGCCAACAAAAAUCCAAUAGAAAAAAAAAUGCCCUCUGAAAUGCCAGUCCCAUAAAAGGGUCAAAGCAGUAGUCAAAAAUUGAUGAAUAAGUGUCUUGAAACCUCCCUCUUGAAGGAGUUCAAGUCAUAGGAAGGUGGAAAUACAUAAGCAGGCAGGAAGUUCCAGAGUUUACCAGAGAAAGGGAUGAAUGAUUGAGAAUACUGGUUAACUCUUGUAUUAGAGAGGUGGACAGAAUAGGGGUGAGAGAAAGAAGAAAGUCUUGUGCAGUGAGGCUGCAGGAGGAGGGGAGGCAUGCAGUUAGCAAGAUCAGAAGAGCAGUUAGCAUGAAAAUAGCGGUAGAAGACAGCUAGAGAUGCAACAUUGCGGUGGUGAGAGAGAGGCUGAAGACAGUCAAAGGAGAGGAGUUGAUGAGCUGAAAAGCUUUUGAUUCCACCCUGUCUAGAAGAGCAGUAUGAGUGGAACCCCCCCAGACAUGUGAAGCAUACUCCAUUCAUGGAUGGAUAAGGCCCUUGUACAGAGUUAGCAGCUGGAGGGGUGAGGAAAAACUGGCGGAGAUGUCUCAGAACGCCUAACUUCAUAGAAGUUGUUUUAGCUAGAGAUGAGAUGUGAAGUUUCCAGUUCAGAUUAUAAAUAAAGGACAGACCGAGGAUGUUCAGUGUAGAAGAGGGGGACAGUUGAGUGUCACUGAAGAAGAGAGGAUAGUUGUCUGGAAGGUUGUGUCGAGUUGAUAGAUGGAGGAAUUGAGUUUUUGAGGCACUGAACAAUACCAAGUUUGCUUUGCCCCAAUCAGAAAUUUUAGAAAGAUCAGAAGUCAAGCAUUCUGUGGCUUCCCUGCGUGAAAUGUUUACCUCUUGAAGGGUUGGACGUCUAUGAAAAGAUGUGGAAAAGUGCUGGGUGGUAUCAUCAGCGUAGGAGUGGAUAGGACAAGAAGUUUGGUUUAGAAGAUCAUUAAUAAAUAAUAAGAAGAGAGUGGGUGACAGGACAGAACCCUGAGGAACACCACUGUUAAUAGAUUUAGGAGAAGAACAGUGACCAUCUACCACAGCAGCAAUAGAAUGGUCAGAAAGGAAACUCGAGAUGAAGUUACAGAGAGAAGGAUAGAAGCCGUAGGAGGGUAGUUUGGAAAUCAAAGCUUUGUGCCAUACUCUAUCAAAAGCUUUUGAUAUGUCCAAGGCAACAGCAAAAGUUUCACCAAAAUCUCUAAAAGAGGAUGACCAAGACUGAGUAAGGAAAGCCAGAAGAUCACCAGUAGAGCAGCCUUGCUGGAACCCAUACUGGCGAUCAGAUAGAAGUUUGUGAAGUGAUAAAUGUUUAAGAAUCUUCCUGUUGAGGAUAGAUUCAAAAACUUUAGAUAGGCAGGAAGUUAAAGCAAUAGGACGGUAGUUUGAGGAAUUAGAACAGUCACCCUUUUUAGGAACAGGCUGAAUGCAGGCAAACUUGCAGCAAAAAGGAAAGGUAGAUGUUGACAGACAGAGCUGAAAGAGUUUGACUAGGCAAGGUGCAAGCACGGAGGCACAGUUUCGGAGAACAAUAGGAGGGACCCCAUGAGGUCCAUAAGCCUUCCGAGGGUUUAGGCCAGCGAGGGCAUGGAAAACAUCAUUGCAAAGAAUUUUAAUAGGUGGCAUGAAGUAGUCAGAGGGUGGAGGAGAGGGAGGAACAAGCCCAGAAUCAUGCAAGGUAGAGUUUUUAGCAAAGGUUUGAGCAAAGAGUUCAGCUUUAGAAAUAGAGGAGGGAAAGAAGAAGAAGCAAAGUUAUUGGAGAUAUUUUUGGCUAGAUGCCAGAAGUCACGAGGGGAGUUAGAUCUUGAAAGGUUUUGACACUUUCUGUUAAUGAAGAAGUUUUUCGCUAGUUGGAGAACAGACUUGGGAUGGUGCCGGACAGAAAUAUAAAGUGCAUGAGAUUCUGGUGAUGGAAGGCUUAAGUACCUUUUGUGGGCCACCUCUCUAUCAUGUAUAGCACGAGAACAAGGUGUGUUAAACCAAAGUUUGGAAGGUUUAGGUCAAGAAAAAGAGUGAGAAAUGUAUGCCUCCAUGCCAGACACUGUCACCUCUGUUAUACGCUCAGCACACAAAGAUGGGUCUCUGACAUGGAAGUAGUAGUCAUUCCAAGGAAAAUCAGCAAAAUACCUUCUCAGGUCCCCCCAAAAAGCAGAGGCAAAAUGCCAGAGACAUCUUCGCUUAGGGGGAUCCUGAGGAGGGAUUGGAGCAAUAGGACAAGAUACAGAUAUGAGAUUGUGAUCGGAGGAGCCCAAUGGAGAAGAAAGGGUGACAGCAUAAGCAGAAGGAUUAGAGGUCAGGAAAAGGUCAAGAAUGUUGGGCGUAUCUCCAAGACAGUCAGGAAUAUGAAUAGGGUGUUGCACCAAUUGCUCUAGGUCGUGGAGGAUAGCAAAGUUGUAGGCUAGUUCACCAGGAUGGUCAGUGAAGGGAGAGGAAAGCCAAAGCUGGUGGUGAACAUUGAAGUCUCCAAAAAUGGAGAUCUCUGCAAAAGGGAAGAGAUUCAGAAUGUGCUCCACUUUGGAAGUUAAGUAGUCAAAGAAUUUCUUAUAGUCAGAGGAGUUAGGUGAGAGGUAUACAGCAUAGAUGAAUUUAGUUUGAGAGUGACUCUGUAGUCGUAGCCAGAUGGUGGAAAACUCAGAAGAUUCAAGAGCGUGGGCACGAGAGCAGGUUAAGUCAUUGCGCACAUAAACGCAGCAUCCACCUUUGGAUCGAAAAUGAGGAUAGAGAAAGUAGGAGGGAAAAGAAAAGGGGCUACUGUCAGUUGCCUCAGACACCUGAGGUUUAGUGAGGAAAAGAAGAUGAGGUUUAGAAGAGGAGAGGUGGUGUUCUACAGAUUGAAAAUUAGAUCUUAGACUGCGAAUGUUGCAGAAGUUAAUGAAGAAAAAGUUGAGGGGGUCGAAAUAAAGGAGGGAAAGAAGAAGAAGCAAAGUUAUUGGAGAUAUUUUUGGCUAGAUCCCAGAAGUUACGAGGGGAGUUAGAUCUUGAAAGGUUUUGACACUUUCUGUUAAUGAAGGAGUUUUUGGCUAGUUGGAGAACAGACUUGGCAUGGUUCCGGGUAGAAAUAUAAAGCGCAUGAGAUUCUGGUGAUGGAAGGCUUAAAUACCUUUUGUGGGCCACCUCUUUAUCAUGUAUAGCACGAGUGCAAGGUGUGUUAAACCAAGGUUUGGAAGAUUUAGGUUGAGAAAAAGAGUGAGGAAUGUACACCUCCAUGCUAGACACUAUCAGCUUUGUUGUGCGCUCAGCACACAAAGAUGAGUCUCGGACACGGAAGCAGUAGUCAUUCCAAGGAAAAUCAGCAAAAUAUGUCCUCAGGUCCCCCCAACUAGUAGAGGCAAAAUGCCAGAGGCACCUUCGCUUAGGGGGAUCCUGAGGAGGGAUUGGAGCGAUAGGACAAGAUACAGAUAUGAGAUUGUGAUCGGAGGAGCCCAAUGGAGAAGAAAGGGUGACAGCAUAAGCAGAAGGAUUAGAGGUCAGGAAAAGGUCAAGAAUGUUGGGCGUAUUUCCAAGACGAUCAGGAAUACGAGUAGAGUGUUGCACCAAUUGCUCUAGGUCGUGGAGGAUGGCAAAGUUGAAGGCUAGUUCACCAGGAUGGUCAGUGAAGGGAGAGGAAAGCCAAAGCUGGUGGUGAACAUUGAAGUCUC
This is a messenger RNA of Scylla paramamosain (green mud crab), 11183 nucleotides long. Its product is annotated as tyrosine-protein phosphatase non-receptor type 1-like. The transcript has 9 exons. Lineage: Eukaryota; Metazoa; Arthropoda; Malacostraca; Decapoda; Portunidae. Gene Ontology annotation, molecular function: protein kinase binding; non-membrane spanning protein tyrosine phosphatase activity. Gene Ontology annotation, cellular component: cytoplasm; nucleus. Gene Ontology annotation, biological process: negative regulation of ERK1 and ERK2 cascade; peptidyl-tyrosine dephosphorylation; negative regulation of receptor signaling pathway via JAK-STAT. The record is from RefSeq and is a predicted model, not a curated record. The coding region runs from base 52 to 1242 and encodes 396 amino acids.